Microthlaspi erraticum is the source of this 1479-nucleotide messenger RNA. The record is from the annotation of a GenBank genome assembly. NCBI's taxonomy places the organism in Eukaryota, Viridiplantae, Streptophyta, Magnoliopsida, Brassicales, Brassicaceae.
AUGGUUGGAGCUCUGGAAUCCGAUCACAUAAUGGCGUCCUUGAACGAGAAAAUCGAGAUCCUCACUGACGACUUCGAUCCAACCGCCGUCGUCACCGAACCGUUACCUUCUCCGUUAACUAACGGAACCGUUGCAGAUCACGAGGAAGAAGAGACUCCGAUAAAGACGAAGGUCAUCAACGGAGGAGGAGGCGAGAGAGAAAUGGUCCUCGGCAGGAACAUACACACGACGUCUCUCGCCGUCACUGAGCCUGAAUCCAACGACGAAUUCACCGGCGACAAGGAAGCUUACAUGGCUAGCGUCCUCGCUCGUUACCGUAAAACUCUGGUCGAACGAACCAAAUUCCAUCUCGGUUAUCCAUACAAUUUGGAUUUCGAUUACGGUGCGCUUGGGCAGUUGCAGCAUUUCUCGAUCAACAAUCUCGGAGAUCCGUUUAUCGAAAGCAACUAUGGUGUGCACUCAAGGCCGUUCGAAGUCGGCGUGUUGGAUUGGUUCGCUCGUCUUUGGGAGAUUGAGAGAGAUGACUAUUGGGGUUACAUCACAAACUGUGGCACAGAAGGAAACCUUCACGGGAUCUUAGUCGGGCGUGAGAUGUUUCCUGAUGGGAUCUUGUACGCGUCGAGUGAGUCGCAUUACUCUAUCUUCAAGGCAGCUCGGAUGUAUCGAAUGGAGUGCGAGAAGGUUGAUACGCUCAUCUCUGGAGAGAUUGACUGUGAUGAUUUCAGACGGAAACUGAUGGCGAACAAAGAUAAACCAGCGAUUCUUAAUGUUAACAUAGGAACAACUGUGAAAGGAGCUGUGGAUGAUCUUGAUCUUGUGAUCAAGACUCUUGAAGAGUGUGGAUUUUCACACGACAGGUUUUACAUUCACUGCGAUGGAGCUUUGUUUGGACUCAUGAUGCCUUUCGUCAAACGUGCACCGAAAGUGACGUUUAAUAAACCGAUAGGAAGUGUGAGUGUGUCAGGACACAAGUUCGUCGGAUGUCCGAUGCCUUGUGGUGUUCAGAUAACGAGAAUGGAGCACAUCAAAGUCCUCUCAAGCAACGUCGAGUAUCUCGCCUCGAGGGACGCGACGAUCAUGGGAAGCAGGAACGGGCACGCUCCGUUGUUCCUAUGGUACACUCUGAACAGGAAAGGCUACAAAGGGUUUCAGAAAGAAGUUCAGAAAUGUUUGAGGAACGCGCAUUACCUCAAAGACAAGCUCCGCGAAGCCGGGAUCAGCGCGAUGCUCAACGAGCUUAGCAGCACUGUGGUCUUUGAACGGCCUAAAGAUGAGGAGUUUGUUAGGAGGUGGCAGCUCGCUUGUCAAGGCGAUAUAGCUCAUGUGGUGGUUAUGCCGAGUGUUACUAUUGAGAAGCUUGAUCAUUUUCUGAAGGAUCUUGACGAACAUCGGUCGGUUUGGUACGAGGAUGGAUCUCUACCACCGUGUCUUGUUAAGGAUGUUGGAGCUAACAACUGCAUCUGUCCGGCUCAUAAGUGA